AUGGCAUCUGAUCUGGGAGAGGCGCCCCGACAGGCGCUGUGGCCCAAGCCACACCGGGCCACGCAGGUUGCAAGCAGCACCUCGGAUCGGGGUGGGAAGCACGCAGGCAGCCGGUGCCGGUGGGCAGCACGGGUCCUCAGACCCACGGUCCUGCUGGUAUCCUGGCUGCCACAUUCUGCGCAGGCGCAGCGCCUGAACCUUCCUCAAGGCAGCCCCACGCAGAGCGCGCUGCGGUCGCCUGACGUGGAGACUCCGGGGCACAGAGCACGGACGCCAGCACAGAGGCACGAAGACGGCGGAAGGAAAGGCAAGGACAGGGGCAGAGGCGGCUCCUUGGACCUGGCCAGCGGUGCCACGGUCAGCCCGGCGGUGGCUUUACCCCAGCAGCGGGGAGGCAGCGCGGGGGCCUCCAGGGCGGCCUGGGCCCCGGCCGAGCGCCCCGCUCUAAACUGCCGGGGCGGAGCCGGCGCUCGGUCCGGCCUGCCCAGCAGCGCUUCAGCGGGUCCCGCGCGGGCCGGGCCGGCGCUGCUUGGAGGGACGGAGAGGCUGAUAGUCGCGGAAGGCAACCCCCCGCUGCCGCCCCCGGGGGCGGGCGCUCCCUGCCUGGGCCCCACGGCUGCGGGCUCCGGGCUGGACCUGGCGGGUGCCACCACACCGGACCCCCCUGGCCGGGCCGAGCGCCGCAGUCUCUUGGAGCAGCAGCGGGCCGAGCAGCUGAAGGCUGAGCAGCAGAGCAAGCUGUGGGAGCGCAAGGUGGCGUUGCAGAGAAUCGAGGACGACCGGAAGCGCAUCAAGGAGAGGAUGCAGCAGGCCCAGGCCAUGGCCCCCCAGGUGUCGUCCCCGGAGCCUGGCAGGCAGCCCUCCAGCAGCGGAGACUGCCUGCUCGUGAUCCGCCUCCCCGCAGGGGACCCCGUGCGCGGGCGCUUCCUGGCCGACUCCUCCCUGGAGAGCGUCCGCCAGCAGCUUCUGUCCUGGCAUCCGGAGCUGCCAGCCUCCUCGAACUUCCAGCAGAACUUCCCCAGGCGGCGCUUUGGCCCGGCCGACAUGCCGCAAACCUUGCAGGCUCUGGGCCUGACCCCCAGCGCCACCCUCUGCGUGGUGGACCCCGUACCGGAGGCCCCGGGGAAGCCAGAGCCAGGCCCCUCUGCCCAGGCCUCCCCGGAGGAGGGGGUGCGGCCCGGCCUGGCACCGGGCGUGGAGGAAGCAGCCUUCCCGCCCAGGGGGGAGCCACCCCCAGGGCCACAUCCCCCCACAGAGGGGGUGGCGCCGGGGGGCCUGUCCGGAACACACAGCCACGCCGAGUCUGCCCCCCCGGUGCCUCACCGCUGGGGCAGCGGGCGGCGGCUGGAGUCGGGGGUGGCUGCUGAGCCCGAGCCUUUGGGAGCUGCUGCUGUGAGGCUAGAGGCUGCCGGGGGGCAGCACCACGAGCCGGCUGAGCCCGGGCGCCCGGUGGGGAGACCAGCCAGGGCUCACGGGGCGGCCCGCCUGCUCCCGCCACGCCACUCGCAGGGGGCCCCGGGGCCGCGCCACCAGUGGCCGGCAGCAGGCAACCGGCUGAGGUCCACCGACGAGAGUGGGGCAGAGGCCCGGGCCCCCCUGCAGCUGGCUGUGGCCCGGGCGGCCGAAGAGCGCCUCCAGCAGGCCAGCAGACGGGCCGAGGAGGAGCAGAGGGCCGGGCCCGGCCCCACGUCGCCCCCCAGCCGCCCGGCCCCCUCCGUGCCUCCGCUCCUCCGGCUGUCCUUGCAGGCCGCCGUCACCCUCCUCACAGAGCCCCGCAGGCAGUACCGCGGCAGCCUGGCCGCCCUCGCGCCCGUGCUGGCGGAGCAGCUGCUGGCGCACGCGGCCCGGGAGGGCCUGCUGACCCCGCGCACCCUGCGGCUCUUCUCCGGCUGUGCCCUGCAGCGGCUGCGGCUGGACUGCUGCCCACAGGCCACCAACGCCCUGCUGCGCCAGCUGCGGGCCUUCCCUGCCCUGUGCCGCCUCCGCCUCGUCUCCUGCCCCGUCCUCACCGAUCAGGGCCUGGCCGUGCUGCAGCACCUGCCCCGCCUCCAGCGCCUCGACCUCUCCGCCUGCGCGCAGCUCACCGACCGCUGCUUGCAGUUCCUGACAGGGCUGCCGCUGCUCUCGCACCUGGCUCUGGACCGCACGCGCGUCUCGGACCGGGGCCUGGUGCCCUUCCUGCUUGCGGCGCCGCCCAGCCUCACGCACCUGAGCCUCGGCCACACCGGCGUCACGGAGGGCUCCCUCCGCCUCCUUCCCCAGGGCGCCCCGCGCCUGCUGCUGCUCAGCCUGAAGCAGACGGGCGUCACGGACGUGUCGGCGCUGCGGCAGCUGGAGGCACUGCAGACGCUGCACCUGGACGGCACCCGGGUGAGCGAGGCCUCCCUGCGGGCCCUCUCGGCCCACCCUGCCCUCUCCUGCCUGACGCUGGCAGGAGUGGAGUCGGUGCGAGGCGACCACGCGCUGGAGCUGGUCUCAGGACUGCCCCUGGUGCAGCUGACCUUGCCAAGCCGGCACACGGUCACCAAUGUCGGCCUGGCUGCUCUGUGUCGCCUGACUGGGCUUGUGGAGCUUGACCUGACGGACUACAGCCACAUCUCGGACGAGGGGCUGCAGGGCCUGCCACAGCUCUGCCGGCUGCGCCGCCUGUCGCUCAGCAACACUCCGGUCACGGACCGCGGCCUGCGCCACGUGCAGGGCCUGCCACUGCUGGAAGAGCUGUGCUUGGACCGCCUCGGGGUCUCCGGCGCGGGGGUGGCCCGCUGCAUCGUCUGCCUCCCCCACCUGCAGGUCCUGAGUCUCGCCGGCACGCCCGUCGGGGACUCGGUGGCCAGGCGGGGCCUCGCCCGCUGCAGGCAGUUGCUCAAGCUGAACCUGAGCAGGACGCGGCUGACGGACCGAGGGCUCCGCUUCCUCGUCACGGUGCCGCUGGUUCAGCUCAACCUGGAUGGCUCUGGCGUGACGGCGGCCGGCGUGGCCAGCUUCCUCGCCGCCUGCCCCUCUCUGGGCAGCGUCCGGGCCGGGAACCUGCGUGUCCUGGCCGCCGAGGACGUCUCGGACGAAGAGGGGCCCGGCUAGAGGGGCUGGGCCCGAGCUGCACGGUGGCUGGGCGGCUCUGACUGGGCCCGAGCUGUCGUGGCACCAGCCCUGCCCCAAGGCGUUUCGGCCAUGUGUGCCUUGCGCGAGGAGUUUCGGGGGCCAGAGGAGGGCUCUUCCGUGCUCUUGCAAAUCUCGGCUUCCUCAUUCUCGCUGGGCAGCCGCACGAGGGGUGCCCUGCCCUGCCCUGCCGCCGUGGGCAGGACAGGAGGCCUGAGACGGAGAGCGGCUCCUGCAGAGUGCAGAGAGCCGCCUCGGCCCUGUCCAGCCCAGGAGGCGCAACGCUCGUGCCUUUACCUUUCCAAUAAAAAGCGGGCCUGAUUCUUUCUGGACUUGG
Varanus komodoensis (Komodo dragon) is the source of this 3433-nucleotide messenger RNA. RefSeq lists its product as uncharacterized. Gene Ontology annotation, biological process: SCF-dependent proteasomal ubiquitin-dependent protein catabolic process. Gene Ontology annotation, molecular function: protein binding. Gene Ontology annotation, cellular component: SCF ubiquitin ligase complex. Lineage: Eukaryota; Metazoa; Chordata; Lepidosauria; Squamata; Varanidae. The transcript is spliced from 17 exons. The record is from RefSeq and is a predicted model, not a curated record. Bases 1 to 3078 code for a protein of 1025 amino acids.